UUACGUUUCCAUAUCGUAAUAGCCCGCAGCUAGCGUCGAAUCGUUGAAGGAUUACAGGGUAAUGUGUAAAACAAAUUACAUUCGGAUAGACAGAUGGGACGGAGGGAAUAGACGAAGUUGGAAUCGUUUAGUUCGGUGAAAUUCAACGGAUUCGAUUAGCUGCAAUAUGUGGAAUUAAACCGCUGGGAGUACUCGCACGAACACGUACGUACAAUGUACGAUGUACGACGUACAUGCGACGCAAGUUUGUUAAAAUACGUAGAGUACGAAGGUACGUACGUACGUAUACACCGCGCGCGAGUUUUUCGUUGCAUCUAUAGCUACGUGUCUACGGUUGAAAGCUACGUAAGUAUGUAACACACACCGUGUGGGGGGGGCGGAGGGGGGGAGGGGGUGGUGGUGGUGGGUACAUAGCGUCGUAUGUACCUACCUAUAUGUGCCACGCAGAGUCGGUUCCAGGUGGGACGAAGGCGCAAGCGUGGAAUCGACCGGGUGAACAUUUGCUCGAGGCGACCAUCCCCCGACGUUCUAUCCGACUCACACCGCCGCCUACACCCCGCAUUAUCCAGCGACGACCUCACCCUUGCCUUGCAAAAUUUUCUUUGAAACGGUCCCCGUGACGUCACGAGGCGCGUGGCAUCCCCGAGUAUGUGGAAUUCGAAGGGCGGAGGGGGGGAAAUCGCGAGAGGACGCGAACCCGGGUACCCGUACUCGGGAAACGCGUGAAGAGCACCCCCGCCCCCCUGCCCCCGCGAAGUCGGCAUAUGUCAACACCGCUCCGUGUGUAUACAUAGGUAUAUAUUUAUGUACAUAUGUACAGCGGCAUCAUGUAUAUUCAUGUAUAUUCAUAUCGCCUUUACUUUCAUCCCCCUUUCUCCUCGCCUUAACGUACGUAUACACACUCCUCAUGCUACUUUGCUUCAAUUGGACGGAAUUUGUUCCUUCUUUUUCAACGUUUUUUUCUCGCCUUUGCCCACUAUACAUACCUCGGAAAUCUCAGAUGUUUCACUAUACUUUGCACGCUUUGACGUCGAAGAGAUUUCCUAUCCGUGUCGCUCUGUGUGCAAUUAUCAUUUUCAUGCGACGCACGACCGUUGGUAAAAUGGAAAAGAAUCGAGCCGCUAUUCGGAAUUAUCGCUUGACGAGGAACAUCGAAAUAGAUUUCGGUGCCACUCGAAAGGAACGAUGUAAUUCGGCGUCACAUGCGGAUAACACCCUGCACGGAGAUACCUCGACGUAUUCGGCUGAAAGUUUUAGUGGCAGCAUCAGCAUCAUAAUAAAAUAGAUUCUGAUUCGCAAGACACUGACUGGCAGAUAUCUGACGUGUCUAACCAUCUAUACGUACAGGGGGUGGGAAUAUUCCGCAUUCAUAUUUUAUGCAGCGACCGAAAUCAAGCAUCGCUGUAAUAUUUAGCGAGGACACUCAGCCCGUAGUCGAUAAAGCUGCAGCGGCUACGAGGCGCGUAGAUAGGAGCCUCCCCUAUAUAUACUUAUAGGGAUUGAAUCCGACCCUCGGAAAGUAUUGCCGGGGUGCCCCUCGAAAGUGUAUGCGGAAUCAAACCUGUUCCAGAUAAAUAUGGUUCCGAUUGUGGCGAGGUUUCUAGAAUCGGCGAGGUUCGGAAACCCGCUGAAACGAAAAAAAAAAAUAAAUAAAAAAAGGGCUGCGGGGGGGGGGGGGGGGGGGCAAAAAGAAGAUUGAAAAAAAACGAGGGCCGGGUGUAAAAAAUCUUAUAAAAUGGGUCAAGCGUCGAGGCUCGUCCCCGUCGCCCCAUUCUUCCGUAUGGAAACGAAGGGGAUACAAAACUACCCCCUUCACCUCGGUCAUUUCGUACCGACAUUUUCGAAGUUACCGUUGUACACGUGAAAACGUAAAACCCGCAACAUCCGUGUACAAUAACGGCUGCAGGACUCGUUUGUUGUUUUCCUAACAAACUCCCCGCUGUUACGACCCAUUUAUCUUCAUGUCGAAAGCUUGCCCACUUGAACCACCACGGGGAUGCUAUGUGUACACACCCGCCUAUACCGUACGGACACAGAUAUACCACGUGCAGUACCGCUAUAUAUAUAUAUAUAUAUACACGCGAGAAAAAGCUAUCGAGGAAUUGCUCUCAACUAUUUUCAAAACCGAAUAGAAAAUAACCGCGCGUAGUAAUUUAACGGUUCAGGGAAUAUAUAUCGGAAAAAGUCAAGUGGUUUUUUCGCUUCUUUGUUUUUUUUUUUCUUUUUCUUUUUCUUUUUGACGUUAAAUAGCUAAUAUCCCACGUAACACCUUUGUAACUAUGUAGCUGUACCUACUGAAGUUCUCGUCAACUAUUCAUGUAUAAAUGUAAUGUAACUUUCAAUGGAACGUACAUUUUUUUCAAACCGCAUUGCGUUCCGUUCUGGUUAAACUUGUACGAGGGAUGUACGACGAAAGGACAAAGGACAAAUGAGGUAUACGAAUAUAGAUAUAUAUCGUUCAAUAUUAUAUAUCCACGGUACGAGUUGCAGACACGGUGUAGCGUAUACACAGUAGCCCUCCCCGCUAUUGUGCGUUUCAGAUUCUCCACGAUGCAAAUUAUAAUACGCAGGGUGUGUGUGACCAUAAUGGCGGCAUGAAUCGGCGAGGGAGGGCGGGCGAGGGUGAAGAAACGACGUUGAAGGGGGUGGCAGGGGACAGUGGGUCAGCGAAACGGUCGUCGGCGGAAGUGGCGGAGGUAUGAGCGAUGACGGGAACGGGAACGGGAACGGGAACGGUAAAACGGGAACGAGAACGAAAACGGGAACGGGAACGUCGUCGACGUCGAGUUUGCGCGUCGAGACACCCUCUGUCGCACCCUCUGUCCCCCGCAGUGCCGUCGUUCGACGUCGGGGUCAGUUUAGUCUGCGCUCAAGCGGAGGCUGUUCGUCGGAUAAUACCGACUAUGCAUAACCUCGCGUCGUUCUCGUUGCUGGAACGGUUUGAUCCGCGGUGAUAAUCGGACGCGGUUAAUCACGUCGCUCCGUUGUUUUUUUUUUUUUUCAUCCGCUAUCUCGAAGACGAUACGCCUCACCAGACUCGAAGUACAGGUGUCUCGAGAGUUUCUUUUUUUUUCAGUGCGACGGAACUAAAAAAUUUGAAACGUCCGAAAAAAUUUGAAACAAAAAAACAAAAAAUAAGGAAAAGACAAAUUUCGAGAAUCAGGUAAAAGUGACGCGGUCAGACGGCUUCCUGUGAUCGCAGGACAUCGGGUACGACAGGAGCUAAGUGCCCUGCCGGUACCGCACCGGUGCCGAACCGGCGCCAGGUGCAAAUGAUGAGAAAAGGACGGGCCGCUGAGAUGUUGUGGAGGAUAUGCUGGUCAUGAAAAAGCUAAGGGUGGGAUCGGCGCCAUCAGAGCCGCGAUCAGCAUGAAUCUGAUCAACAUGGACGCGGAAAACCGCGUGGUACUCAACGUUGGGGGUAUACGUCACGAGACUUACAAGGCGACCCUAAAAAAAAUACCAGCAACGAGACUCUCGAGGUUGACGGAGGCGCUCGCCAACUACGACCCCAUCCUGAACGAGUACUUCUUCGAUCGACAUCCCGGUGUCUUCGCCCAGGUCCUCAACUACUACAGGACGGGAAAAUUGCACUACCCUACCGACGUGUGCGGUCCUCUUUUCGAAGAGGAGUUGGAGUUUUGGGGCCUCGAUUCCAACCAGGUCGAACCGUGUUGUUGGAUGACGUACACCCAGCAUCGGGAUACGCAGGAGACUCUCGCCGUCCUGGACAGACUGGACCUCGACACGGACAAACCGAGCGACGAAGAACUCGCGAGGAAAUUUGGUUUCGAAGAGGAUUAUUACGAGGGUACACUUUCGUGGUGGCAGAGGCUAAAACCUAAAAUGUGGUCGUUGUUUGACGAGCCGUAUUCCUCGAACGCUGCGAAGUCUCCCGUGUUGCAGAUAAUCGGCGUGAUAUCGGUCUUCUUCAUAUGCGUCUCGAUACUGUCGUUCUGCCUGAAGACGCACCCGGACAUGCGUGUGCCUGUGAUUAUAAAUAAAACAGUUUACGGAGACAACACGACGUCAUGGGCGUUGGACAAGACUCACACGAACGCUCACGACGCGUUUUUUUACAUCGAGUGCGUAUGCAACGCGUGGUUCACACUGGAGUUCGUCAUACGGAUCGUCGCGAGUCCGAAUCGAUGCGAAUUCAUAAAGAGCUCGGUAAAUCUGAUCGACAUGAUAGCGACGCUGAGCUUCUACAUAGAUUUGUUCCUGCAGAAGUUCGCCUCGCACUUGGAGAACGCGGACAUAUUGGAGUUUUUCAGUAUUAUCAGAAUAAUGAGACUGUUCAAAUUAACGAGGCACUCCUCGGGACUGAAAAUCCUAAUUCAGACGUUCCGCGCGUCCGCCAAGGAACUCACUCUACUCGUAUUUUUCCUCGUUCUCGGUAUCGUGAUAUUCGCCAGUCUCGUCUAUUACGCGGAACGGAUUCAGUACAACCCGAAGAAUGACUUUAAAAGCAUACCGCUCGGGUUGUGGUGGGCCCUGGUAACCAUGACCACCGUAGGUUACGGGGAUAUGGUACCAAAGACAUACGUCGGGAUGUUCGUCGGCGCGCUAUGCGCAUUGGCCGGCGUACUGACGAUCGCUCUCCCGGUUCCCGUAAUCGUGAGUAACUUCGCCAUGUACUACAGCCACACGCAAGCACGCGCGAAGCUCCCUAAGAAACGACGUCGCGUACUACCCGUGGAACAACCCCGAGUCAGGAUACCCGGAGUCCCCACUACCGGAGGUCCUGGAGGGGGUGGCGUACCCGGAUGCGGUCAACAGGUAGCCUUGCUUCCUCCGGGAGGUUGCGGGGGCGGUGGUCCGCCCGGGGCACAAAACAGGCGAAUGAACGCCAUCAAGACCAAUCACCCCAAGGACCCGUUCGCCUCCAAAGCAGACGAAGGCCGGAGGAACUCGAAUCUGCGAACCAACGGGACCAAGACAUCAGGAGAUUUGGGUUAACGUUGACAUUCGUCGAGUCGCUUCUACUAGCUGCUGCAACUUCGAACGCGAGUUUUCUACUUAAAGAUGGGACUCUGCAGAGUAAUAAAAAUGAUAAAUCAUACGUGAACCAAGAAAAAAAAAAAACAGGAAAAGAACGUGCGUUUUAUUGCGUAUAUCUGUGAGCGUCUGUGCGUACGCAUGAGAGGGAAAAAAAGGAAACGGAGUAAAAGAGAUAGAAGUAAGAACGAGCCGUCGUGAGGGGCGAAAAAAUGGCGAGGGACGAUCUUAACAAUAAAAAAAAGAAUCACAAUCUUUUUCGUCUCCGAUGCACGCGGCCUAUCACGUCACGACGUACUUAAAAGAUAGUUACAAUUGUGUAUAACGAAUGAUUCGAUCGAUAAAUGAAUCUAUAUCAAUCACUCGAUCGUACGAUCGAUCGAUCAAUAAAUCCAAUCAAUCAAUCAAUCACGACCACGUAGUUUGUAGCACCCUCUUGACCCCCACCCCCCACCUUGAACUUGGCUACCCCCCUCCCCCGCAAUCACCCUUUUUUAACGCCUUUUAUCAGCGGCUACGUUCCAAAAAAUCGAUUGAAUUUUUGUCGGACUUGUUAACAGAGGUAGAGAGACUCGAUCAAUCGAUCUGUAAUUAGGUAUUGUGUAUGUAACGUAAAAUCUAUUGGGCGAUUUUUGCAGCGGAGCCGCGUUUAUAUAUCACUUUGCGCACCCUGAUGCCGCCGGGACCAAUCAGCUGACGAUCUUCGAAUCCUACUCCCCACCCUCGUCCCCUGCAAUUAAAAAUUUUCAUUACAUGUUACACGAACCUCGGGUACAAUAGCUUUUCAGCCGUAGCCAUAAUUGGUACAUAAAUUAAAUCACUAUGGAAGAACGGGGAUUCCCGUGAUCGUUUUCAAUGGUAUAUGUUACGAUAAAUGACGUAUUACGACGAUACGCCGGAGGGUAGCUUUCGGUGCCUGACGUAUAUUAUCGCGCAGACGAUUCGGAGACGAUAUUGAAAUCGAAAUCGAAAAAUCUGAAGAUAGAAUGAAAGAAAAGCACAAAAAGGAGGUAGACGUUUUAUCUGAUAUAUUAUACAACUGUCGCGAAUGAAUUUAUAGUAUCGUUCAAUCGUAUAUAAUUUGUAUAUAUCGCAGACGAAAUAAACCGACGCACUGAUAAGUAGGUAUAUACCGAUCUUUUUUUAUAUAUUUGUAUUUACACUAUUAAUUAAAAUAUUGAAUAAUCGCUCGGUAGAAUGCGCGUUAAAAUGAAAAAAAAAAAUAAAUAAAUAAUAAUAAAAUACUAUAAGGGAACAAUGAAUAUAUGUAACAAAAAAAAAAAAAAAGUAAAAACAAAGGGAACAAUUCGGGUGUACGUAUAGACGAGAAUGAAUAAAAUAUGAGAAUGGCGAAAAGUUAAAUAAUAAAACGAUAAGAAAUCGCGCUGUGCACCGAUUGGAUUCUAUAUGGUUAUAGCCACGUAUGUAGGGUAUACAAUAUAAUAUAUACAUAUAAUAAUAUCUGUUGUACUUUGAAAUUUUUAUCAAGUUUUAUCAACAAAAAAGAAGAGAAAAAAAAAAUCCAGAAAAAGGAAACUGAAACUAAUACUAAAAAUGAAUUAAAAAAUUUUUAGAACACAUCCGUCGAGCCUUAUGAAUAUGUACGAUGUGAUUAAUUAUUCACGAGAGGUUCGAUCGAGGUAAAAAUUAUAUUUGUAUGAAGACGAAAAGGGGGUGAAAAAUAAACGCCGUGUACCAGGCGAAUAAUUGAAAAUCACGUUACUAAUUUUUGAUCACCUCAAUAUUGGCUGAUCGUUGAGAAAAACAUCACGCGGUCACGUGUCAUAUCCGAUGGCCCUGCGAUGCGGGGGUUUUCGCUGGAAUUACCGUACGUGAGAAAAUAAUAAAGAAUGAAUAAACAAAUGAAUGAAAUUAUGCAAUACAAACAUAGAUAAAUAAAUAAGUAUACGGAACGCGUGACACGUGCAGCGUUCAUAAACGACGAGAAAAAAAGAGAUAUCUAAAUAAUAUACGUGUUGAGCCUCGAUAAAAUCGGCGGACAUUACCUGUUAAAAUAUAAUAAAUUAAAUUUGCGACGCGAAGCUGCCGCCCAAUCAAACAUAUCCUCCGUUAUGUGUACAUCUAUAUAUGUAUGUUAAAUAAUACAUGUGAUAAACGAACACGAAAGGAGAUAAAAUUAAAAGUAAAAUUAAACCAUGAUCGAAGUAAAUAACAAUUUUAAAAACGAUGAUAAACAAACACAGCCUGUUGUGUAUAAAAUAAUAUAUAUACACACAUCAUACGCUCGUACAUAUGUGUAUUAUAUAGAGGUUAUAUUCCCGUGUAUGUGUGUAUACGGCAUGUGUAUAACGUAUAAAAUUUCUAUACGUCGCAUCGUCGCGAUGACUAUGAUAAAUAUACGACGUACGUAUCGACGAGGAAUCAACCCUUCCCGCGCGUCUAUAUGUUUCCUUUGUUUCGUUUCUUUUUCCCCCCUCCCCCGAUCGCUAUUACCUCCUCACAGAGAACACAAUCGGUGCCAGGACUCCGUUCUUCCAUAGGAUUUCCUCCCCGCAACCCCGCAACGAAAGAUUCAAACUCAUACAACCCCUACGACGCCAUUGCGCGCUGCACGAUUUCCGAGUGCACAUCGCACACAACCGUGAUUCGCUCGCCAUCACCACCUCCGUUAAUUUUUUGACUCAUUACUUCCGUCAUUGAAUACAUACCUAUUACACGUUCGCACGAAUAUACAUCUUGUACGUAUCGUUAAUCUAUACACGAUACGAAUCACACGACUAUUUCCAAGCACAAUGAUGAAAAUCGUUAAUUUUCUUUUCUCUCGAUCUUGUACCUCGAUUCUUAUUUUUCUGAAAAACCAUAUCCGCGGUGAGCUAUGUAUAUCCAUAUAUAAAUACGUAUAUAUAUAAAUCUACAUGAAUACAUCAUAUAGCUAUAGCAAAAUACGGCUGCACGCGUGCACCGAAUAUAAAUUCCAAAAAACCUAUGAUACCCACCUAUAUAAAUAUAUAAAAAUAAUAUGCAUCGCACAACUUCCCCCCCCCCCCCUCCUCGCCCGCCGUCCCCCA
Molecule: messenger RNA, 8027 nt
Organism: Athalia rosae (coleseed sawfly)
Lineage: Eukaryota; Metazoa; Arthropoda; Insecta; Hymenoptera; Athaliidae
Gene: Shaw
Product: potassium voltage-gated channel protein Shaw
Exons: 5
Coding region: 3370-4959 (529 amino acids)
Biological process (GO): protein homooligomerization; potassium ion transmembrane transport
Cellular component (GO): neuronal cell body membrane; voltage-gated potassium channel complex; dendrite membrane
Molecular function (GO): protein binding; delayed rectifier potassium channel activity
Source: RefSeq, a predicted model, not a curated record